AUGGCGGCGGCGGCCAGAGUGUCCUUGAGGCGCCGGUUCCCGGCCGCGGCCCUCGGCGGGGCCUGCCUGCAGGCCUGCCGAGGGGCCCAGACAGCUGCUGCCACCGCUCCCCGAAUCAAGAAAUUUGCCAUCUACCGAUGGGAUCCAGACAAGACUGGAGAUAAACCUCGUAUGCAAACCUAUGAAAUUGAUUUGAAUAAAUGCGGUCCUAUGGUGUUGGAUGCUCUAAUCAAGAUUAAGAAUGAAAUGGAUUCUACCUUGACCUUCCGAAGAUCUUGCAGAGAAGGUAUCUGUGGCUCCUGUGCAAUGAACAUCAACGGAGGCAACACUCUAGCUUGCACCCGGAGGAUUGACACCAACCUCAACAAAGUCUCAAAAAUCUACCCUCUUCCACAUAUGUAUGUGAUAAAGGACCUGGUUCCUGAUUUGAGCAACUUCUACGCUCAGUACAAAUCCAUUGAGCCUUAUUUGAAGAAGAAGGAUGAAUCCCAGGAAGGCAAACAGCAGUAUCUGCAGUCCAUAGAAGAUCGCGAUAAACUGGAUGGGCUGUACGAGUGCAUCCUCUGCGCCUGCUGUAGCACCAGCUGCCCCAGCUACUGGUGGAACGGAGACAAAUACCUGGGACCUGCUGUUCUGAUGCAGGCCUAUCGCUGGAUGAUCGACUCCAGGGACGAGUUCACGGAGGAGCGCCUGGCCAAACUGCAGGACCCCUUCUCCCUCUACCGCUGCCACACCAUCAUGAACUGCACCAGGACCUGUCCCAAGGGGCUGAAUCCAGGGAAAGCUAUUGCUGAAAUCAAGAAAAUGAUGGCAACCUACAAGGAAAAGAAAGCUUCCGCUUAA
This is a messenger RNA of Pipistrellus nathusii (Nathusius's pipistrelle), 843 nucleotides long. Lineage: Eukaryota; Metazoa; Chordata; Mammalia; Chiroptera; Vespertilionidae. The record is from the annotation of a GenBank genome assembly.